Molecule: messenger RNA, 2539 nt
Organism: Uloborus diversus
Lineage: Eukaryota; Metazoa; Arthropoda; Arachnida; Araneae; Uloboridae
Product: glutamine--fructose-6-phosphate aminotransferase [isomerizing] 2-like
Exons: 19
Coding region: 144-2231 (695 amino acids)
Biological process (GO): UDP-N-acetylglucosamine metabolic process; protein N-linked glycosylation; carbohydrate derivative biosynthetic process
Molecular function (GO): L-glutamine:D-fructose-6-phosphate transaminase (isomerizing) activity; carbohydrate derivative binding
Source: RefSeq, a predicted model, not a curated record
UGACACUCGUUUCUUUUGCCGAAGGCAGCCGUUGAUUAGGUUGUCGCUGUUCUUGUCAUUUUACUGACGUUUCAAAAACCGGUAAUUUGUUUAAGCAGCUUGACUAAAUAAUUUUGUACUAUUCAUCACUUACACUUGAAGAAAUGUGUGGUAUUUUCGCAUAUCUUAAUUAUCUAGAGCCUCGCUCAAGGAGAGAAAUUUUGGAAAUCCUUAUUAAAGGUUUACAACGUCUUGAAUACAGGGGAUAUGACUCGGCAGGUGUUGCUUUUGAUGCUGAUCAAAAUGGAAAUGGCGUUCAGAUUAUUCGUAGAAGUGGCAAAGUAAAGAUGCUCGAGGGUGAAAUUUUUGGUUCUAAAGAGAUUGAUUUUAAUGAAGAGUUUGAUGUACAUGUUGGAAUUGCACAUACUCGCUGGGCUACUCAUGGAGCUCCAAGUGCCAGCAACAGUCAUCCACAGAGAUCAGAUCCAUCGAAUGAGUUUGUGGUUGUGCAUAAUGGAAUCAUAACCAAUUAUGCUGAUAUUAAAAAGUUCCUGUUGAACCAAGGGUUCAAAUUUGAAUCUGAUACUGAUACUGAAGUAAUUCCAAAAUUGAUUCAACAUAUUCAUAAUUUGAAUCCUGAUCUUUCAUUUAGAGAGCUUGUUGAACAAGUAAUACAACAAUUGGAAGGUGCUUUUGCAUUGGUUUUCAAGAGUUCGAAAUAUCCAAAUGAAUGUGUUGCAUCAAGACGUGGAAGCCCUUUGCUUGUUGGUUUUAAAAGCGAGACCACUUUAGCUACUGAUUAUAUUCCAGUUUUAUACAGUAAAGAGCUGGAGAAGCAAAACAAAUCGGAUGCCAAUCUGGGACCAGACUUACAUGCCCAUCAACUGCCUAUUGAUACUGUUCAAACGGAAGGUAUACACAGGUCUGAUUCAACAACAGAAUUCCAUCCUGCUGGAGAUAAAAAAGAAGUUGAAUAUUUUUUUGCAUCUGAUGCUAGUGCUGUUGUAGAACAUACAAAUCGUGUUAUAUAUUUAGAAGAUGAUGAUGUUGCAGCUAUUAAAGAUGGAAAUUUGACCAUUCACCGCUUGAAACGAACUCUUGAUGAGUCGACUGCUCGAGAAAUCAUUACGUUGAAAAUGGCAAUUCAGGAAAUCAUGAAGGGUAGUUUCUCGUCCUUUAUGCAAAAGGAAAUAUUUGAACAACCUCAGUCAAUUAUAAAUACCAUGAGAGGAAGAGUGAACUUAGAUGCUGAAAGUGUAGUUCUUGGUGGAAUUAAAGAUUAUAUUCCUGAAAUAAAAAGAUGUCGCCGAAUAAUAAUGAUUGGGUGUGGAACAAGUUAUCAUAGUGCAGUUGCUACACGCCAAACUGUUGAAGAGCUUACGGAGUUGCCUGUUAUGGUUGAACUUGCCAGUGACUUUUUAGAUAGGAAUACGCCAAUCUUUCGUGAUGAUGUUUGUUUUUUUAUUUCCCAAUCAGGUGAAACGGCGGACACUUUAAUUGCUCUUAGAUAUUGUAAGCAGCGUGGAGCCCUAAUUGUUGGUAUAACCAAUACAGUUGGUUCUAGCAUUUGCAGAGAAAGUCAUUGUGGUGUGCACAUAAACUGUGGUCCUGAAAUUGGUGUUGCAUCAAGCAAAGCUUACACAAGUCAGUUUUUGUCUCUUGUCAUGUUUGCAUUGGUUAUGUCUGAAGAUCGAAUCUCCAUGCAGUCUCGACGUAGUGAAAUUAUAAGAGGACUUCGUAAGCUGCCUGAACAAAUUGAAGAAGUUUUAAAACUAGAUUCAGAAGUUUUAAAAUUGUCACAAAUGUUGUAUCAACAGAAAUCUGUAUUAAUUAUGGGUAGAGGCUAUAAUCAUGCAACAUGCAUGGAAGGUGCACUGAAAAUAAAAGAACUUACAUACAUGCAUUCAGAAGGAAUUCUUGCUGGUGAGCUUAAGCAUGGACCUUUAGCUUUAAUUGAUGAUGCAAUGCCUGUGAUAAUGAUCAUUACAAAAGAUCCUGUUUACACUAAGUGCAUGAAUGCCUUACAACAAGUCAUUGCCAGAGGUGGAAAACCAAUUAUAAUAGGUGAAAAGGAUGAUAACGAAACUCUCAAGCAUUCAUUUAGUUUCUUAAAACUUCCUCAUACUGUGGAUUGCUUGCAAGGAAUUUUAACAGUUAUUCCUCUUCAGUUACUAUCAUAUCAUAUUGCAGUUCUGAGAGGAUGUAAUGUUGACUGCCCACGUAAUUUGGCUAAAUCUGUCACUGUUGAGUAAACUUUAUCUAUUUAUUGUAUGCAUUCCAGAAAGUUGUGUAUAGUGUUGAACUAUCAAUAUUUAAUUUAUACAAUUGUUUUAAAAUCUUAAAAUUUUAAAUAAUUUUACCAUGAGCUACUUUGUUACCCAAAGCGGUACUUUUAAGUAAUAGUUAUGUAGAGUUUGAUAUUUUAUCUUGAACUAUGCUGAACUUUUAUUUUUCAUAUAUAAAUUUCCAAGAGUUUAAAUUAUAAAAUUCUUUGAAGAAUUGUGCAAAAAUGCUUGUGAUAUAUUUGAUAUAUUAUGAAAAUUGUAUAGUUUCAGUGAAA